Lottia gigantea (owl limpet) is the source of this 879-nucleotide messenger RNA. RefSeq lists its product as hypothetical. The record is from RefSeq and is a predicted model, not a curated record. The coding region runs from base 1 to 879 and encodes 292 amino acids. The transcript has 5 exons. NCBI's taxonomy places the organism in Eukaryota, Metazoa, Mollusca, Gastropoda, Lottiidae.
AUGGCAACAGUUUUUGUUGUCACAGAAUAUUUUAAAAAGAAAAUUAAUUUGAAGACCAAAGGAGGAGAAAACGCCAAAAGUCAUUUGAAGAGCAGUAAUUUGAGUCACUACGCAGGUGUGAUCCACGCUGUCCAAUAUUUACCAGACGUCAUCCAAGUUCUACAGCCGUUUACGUCACCUAAUAAAUCUUACAGUUUAUUGGUUGAUGUUGUAGCAGGUCAAGGUCAUAUGUGGGUCAAAGUCGUUGCUAGGAAGGCUCAAGCCUUACAUCUGGUAUGGGCAGGGAAAGGUCAGUUCGGUGAACGCGAUCUGAUAGAACAAGCAGAUGAAUAUAUCAACUGUAUAGAAAUUCAUCCAAUCAACUUCCUGUCUCCCGAAAUACACUUCCUAUUCUAUAAUAACGUGACCAAUCAGAUGGCAGACGAACUUGAGUCGAAAAAUAUCAAAGUUUUCGGUCAUAGGGUGGACGUCGAAGACGAUAUUAAGCUAAAAUUAAAAUUGAACGAUUUCGAUAAAUCGUGUGAAGAAGAACGCAAACAACUUGUGAUGAACGAGUUUUUAGAAAUUUGCAAAAAUAAAACUGAUUUUUGUGAAUCAAGCGAAAAAAAUUCUCGAACUCAUUUGCCAAAAGAUUCCGCCGAAACGUGCGAAAAACAAACAGAGACUCUUUCAGAGUUGAAGGCUAAAAAAUUACAAAAGUGCGCGGAAACAUUUACGAAAAAUGGUUUAAAUAUAAUGAAGGAAUUAUUAGGGGUUCUUCCCGAUUUAGAAGGGUGUAGUUCAACUGUGGGAGUGAGUUUUUGUGUUUAUGUGCAUCCUGCCAGAGCUUUGACAGAAAUGAAAGAAAAAACAGCUCAGAAAUCAGUUGACAUCUUUUGA